This is a messenger RNA of Mesorhabditis spiculigera, 2973 nucleotides long. Lineage: Eukaryota; Metazoa; Nematoda; Chromadorea; Rhabditida; Rhabditidae. The record is from the annotation of a GenBank genome assembly.
AUGGAGACGAUCAGCUGUUUGAUUUGCGAUGACGAAACGCCGGAAGUGGCGCACGAAUAUGAAGUGGGAGGCGGUAUUCGGGCCCACCUGGUCGAUGCCCAUGCGACGUAUGUUGCUCGAGCCUUCCUUUUUCCCGACAUCGGUGAUCCGAAGCAUCUCUUCUUGAUGGCGUGCGUCGAGUUUGAUGGCGGUGCUGCGGGUGAUGAACAAUCUGCCUGUAGCUCUGCCGAGUUGACGCCGACCGAAACGGUUUCUCCGAUUGGUGAGCUACCGCAUUCUUCCACGGAUGAAGAGGAAAAUGACGACGAUCUGCCUAUCGAUCUAAACCAAGUCUUGGCAGAGAUCAUCGGGUCUACAGUGCCGCCAGAAAAUCCUGCUAAUGGUCGCAAGCGGAACGGCGAGCGCCUUACUGAGCCGCCCGCUAAAAAACUUUACUUGGAGUCUGAGAAUAUCGCCGGCACGUCGGAACUGAAUGACUCUAACUACCUUGACGAAUUGGUAGCCAUAUGGGAAAGCACUGUUGCUUCUACGAGCACUUCGUUCGACGGAUGGAAGCACAAGGACAACAAUGGCUGCCGCUCAUGCGGUCAAUCGGUCUCGCUAUCCGGUCGCUAUCGCCAUGUUCUCGAAAUGCACGUCAACAAAGCAGAUAUGUUUGCCUGCUCGGUUUGCGAUUUCGCUCAUCCAAGCUCAAUCACUGAGGUUCGGAAACAUGCCCUCGAACACACGUACACCAACGCUUAUCCGCAGAGCAACGAAAUGAAGUAUCGCACCUUGAUCCAUCAAUGGAUGCGUCGUUGCUUUGACGAUUGGAAAACCGUGGAUACAAGCGCUGAAGACGCCCGGAAUGGCACCGGAUACGACUACGACGAUGCGAUUAACAAUGGCAACCGCUCGCCGCCGAACAACAUCGAUCCGGCUAACGUUGAUGAGCGCACGUGCCAGCUUUGUUGGGAGGAGAGCAGAUAUCCCGGUCGCCAUCUGGCCCAAAAACACUUGCGCAAGCCGCUCUACGAAUGUCCUGUUUGCGAAGGCUUUGGCAGCUACGAGAGUUGUACCGUUGUGAAACACAUGCUAAAGGUCCACCCUGAUGUUGAGGAUCCCCAGCCAACUUCGAACCUCGAGAAGUACGCUGACGAGAUUCGGGACCUCCAGAAUCGCUGCUUCCCGAAGCGUCCGAUGAAGCUCGUCAAACCGGCAAUCGGGUCUAAGCCUAGGGAACGUCACUUGUGCAAUCUGUGCAACACUUACGUGGCUCAAUCCGACCGCCAACGUCACGUUUACCACCGUCACCUGCAGAAGACGCGUGUGUUCGAAUGCCCGAUGUGCGACUUUGCUUCAAAUUAUGAUGUUCACAGAGUCAAAUGGCACAUCAAAUGGGAGCAUAAGGAAGAGCCUUUUCACUUGGAGCCUGUAUCGCACGAGGCUGAAUUCAGGGAUCUCAUCGAUCAGCUGAAUGAGGAAUGCUUCCCUGGUUGGACCCAUCGUCGCAAGUCGUUCUGGUGGUUGGAUCAGGAUGAUCCGCAGGCCCGGGCUGCUAAGAUCAAGAUCAAAGAAGACGCUGAAAUGAGUGGCUCGGACCUGGUGCAUGACUUCAAAAACGACGCGGAUCCUGAAUUCGAGAUGACGGAGGAAGACCUGGAGAAUGCAUACUCUUCCCCGCCGCCCAAGGAGUCGCUUAACCCUCACCAAUGCCAGCUUUGCCAAAAAGAACUGAAGUCUAAUUCUAACUUCCUACGUCACGUGUCCAAGGAUCACUUGAGCGCUACCAUCUACAGCUGCCCUGUUUGCAACGAUUUCGAGACUUGCGAUCCGUAUCGCAUGAAGCAUCAUAGUCUGAAGACUCACAACAAGCUCGACGUUGUGCCCGUGAUGAAGAAAGGACGUGACAAGCGCCCGAUUGACGAAGUCCGUACCAUCUACACACAAUGCUUCCCGAAAAAGAAGAUGAAGGAGCCAGCUCAUCAGGAAAAGCGAGCCACGACUCCACCGCCGGAGGAUGUCAAGCCAAAGCGCCGCAGCAGCAAUGGACCACCAACUCCUGUUGUUAAUGUGCCUCCGAAAAAGUCGCGUGGUCGGAAUCGUUGGGACGGAGAGGAUGGAAAGGUCACUUGCACUCAAUGCUCGAUGGAUAUGAAGACUGAGGAUCGUCAGAUUCACGUCUACCGCCAUCAUCUCAAAGAACCACGGCUUUACGAAUGUCCGCUGUGUGAUUUCUCGCAUCAUGCUUGCAGCAGUGAUGUCCGUUCACAUAUCAAAUAUGUCCAUCGCGAUAAUUCGGAGCUGAUGCCCAGGGCCAAUCUGUUGGAGUUUUCGGAUAAGAUCGCCGAAUGGAAUGAUCUGUGCUUCCCGGGAUGGAUCAACCGUCGUUUGCCCUCGAGUGGAAUGGAAGAUUUUUCCACCUGCCGACUCUGCGGUGAAGAAGUUCGUCAGACGUCUCGCCAUAUCGCUGAGGUUCACUUGAAGAUUCCCCUCCACCAGUGCCCUUUGUGUGACUACGGCGCUGCUGAAUCGCGUCUCGUUGCCCGCCAUCUUCGCAACAACCACACGAAGAAAGAGGCCAAAGGUCUCGAGCCGAUCUCGAACGUGGCUCUUCGUCGUGCUGACUUCUCUGGUGUCCACGAUCGAUGCUUCCCUGGAAGACCGAAGCGGCUCUCCAACAUUACGAUUUCGGAAGAAGGUCGUCGCGCUAAGUGCAAAGGCUGUGGAUCGACAGUCAGCAAGAAGAAGCGGCUGUCCCAUCUUCUCGAGCGUCAUCUGCAGAUUGCCUUCCUGAAGUGCAAAUCCUGCGAUUUCGAACAUACUUACGAUGAUGCUGAGGUCAAGAAGCACAUCGCUGACGUGCACGCUGGCGCUGGAGGCAUGGAUGCUGCUCUCAACAAGCAUUAUGCCGAGGUCAGCCAGUGUGUCCAGAACUGCUUCCCCGAUUGGGAAAUUAAGAAGAUGGACCUUCUCCACUAUUCUUAUGUUUGU